CAGUGGCAAACAAUAUAAACAUCGUUAGGUUACUGAGUUUCGCUUUUUUCGCAUCAUAUGGCGCUUAAUUGCAACAGUUUUUAAAAUUCCGCAAUACAAAUACUGUGAAACGUGCCAUUUUAAGGCUCGUUAUUGACUGUUUUAUAGGAUUAAUGUAAGGUUAUAUAGUGAUACUUCUGGUAUUAUUUGCUAACGUUAGCUAGCAUGCAUUGCAGGUCCGCUAGCUAAAGUAAGCGGCUCCAUUGGUUCCAUAAUGUAAUUCCUUCAGCACAGAGUCCGAGAAUGUUGAAUCAAGGCAAAGACACACACCCAACAACUUCAACAAAUGGAAAAUGUCUGGCACAAUAACAGGUAGCUGGAGAGCCAGUCAGCCAUACUUCACCAGCUUUUAAGUUAGUGUUGCGACUGUGUUUGUGAAGCAUUGCUAGCACGCAACGAUGGUAGGUCUACUGUACGGGACAGCGUUGCUGCGCUUGCCUGCCAGAUAAGUUACAUUACAUUACCGUCUGACAGGAGUCUGCAGCUGUUUGUUGUUUUUAAACUGUACCAGUGUAACAAAUGGCCCAUUGUAAUAAGAUUUUUUGUGAAAUUGAGCUAUAUAUUCCACAUUUAUAUUUGAGUAAACAUAAUCUUAUAUAUAUAUAUGUAUAUAUAUACACAUUACAUAAAUACGUACACAUGUAUAACCUUCACUGUAGGUGGGAAACCUUUCUUGUACGUCAUAAGUACUGGUCAGUUGGUCAAUACAUGUCAUGUGUCAUGAGCCAGACUCACUUUGCUCAACAGGUUACAGAAUCCUGUUACCUACUGUAAUGUUUUAACUGUUCCGAUAAAUUUCCUAUGUGACCUGGCACCCUCCUGCUGUCAGCUAUGUCCCCUCUUUCGUUCCUCAUCAUCAUCUGCAGUGUUUGCCUCAUGCUGUAAGCUACAGCCCUUACUGUGAGGAAAGAGAAGAUAUGAUGCACUGACCACAUAGUUGCAAGUUGACCAAUGCAAGCAUUUCUCAAGAUGGAGACGGUUUUGGAGAAUAUAGUGGCCAUGGUGAAGCAGCACCAGGAUGGGAUCCCCCUGAAAAAGCUGGCUGUAUUCUACAGCCAGACAUACCACAAGAACCUGACUUUAUCCUUCCUGGGCUUCGACUCCAUGGCUAGCCUAGUAGCCUCUCUGGAUGGGGAUCUGCUUGUGGAGGGGGAAUCGGUGUUUCACAAGGAUCAUCGAUGUGGAAGUCGGGCAGGAGUGGGAGCUGGAGCUGGGACAUCAGCAAAAGCUAUAGAAGACAGCGAGAAUGUUAAGAUGGUUCUGGAAAAUAUUGUGGCCAUGAUGAAAGAACAUCCACAUGGGAUUCCUCUGAAAAAGGUGGCUAUAGCGUACAGCCAGAAAUAUCGCCACAACCUAGCCUUAGCUUCUUUGGGCUUCAAAACUGUUCCCUGCCUGGUAGCAUCUUUGAAAGGAGAUCUAGUUGUGAAGGAGAAAAUGCUGUUCCAUAAGAUUCACCAACCUCAAAAUCAACCUGUAGGCGGGACGUCCACAAAAGCUACAAAGGACAGCAGGCCUGCAACUCCACAGAGAACUGAAUCACUUAUAGGAGAUAGGAGCACUACCCCUACUGUGCCACAGGUAGAUGGCAGCCCUGACUAUGUGCCUCUCACUCAGACAGGAAUCGGCCUUCUAGGUUCUCCUUUGAAUUCCACUGCAUCUUUAUUCUCCACCCACUGUCUUCCUGUUGGCCCACUCUUUGCUGCGUCCAAGUCAGCUGAGCAAUUGAACCAACAGCAGCUGUACCAGAGGGUCUUAGAGGUGAUGAAGAAGUACCAGUUGAGCGCUCCAUCAAUGGAGCAGCUCCAAACCUUCUAUUUUCAGCAGUUUGGUGAACAGCUUCCUUUCGCACAGUACAUGUCUCUGUACGACCGCUGGGAAGCAUCUUGCAUUAAGAGUCAAGCUGAACCAACAGCAGAUCCCAACACUGUUGUAUUGAAGACAACUGCAGCAGCAAAUAAUCUUACAAGAGAGCCUGAAAAACAGCGGCAGCAACCAGCCACUACAUUGGACUUCCUCUCUGGCUCUGAAUUUCCAGAGCUGGGGGCAAAUAUGAGCUUAACCAAAGAGCAGAAGAGCAAAGUGAAAGAUGCAACGCAGAGAGGGGGCAGGUUCCCUGACUUUAGAGAAGCUUAUCAUGCCCAGUUGAGAGAGGUCCAUGGAGCUAAUGUUCGGGCAGUAGAGGCCAUGGAGGAGGAUGAGGAGGAGCUCACAGGGAGGAGGAGGAACAGGGCCAUGGAUCAGGAUAAGGUCAACAGUCUGAUGGAGGACGUGAUACGAGAAAUCGCUGCAGAGGGAGAGCUGGUCACCAAAGAGAAGGUGAUAUCCAGGGCGUGUGGGCUGAUGCAGAUUUCAUCUUUGGAAGCUGCAAGGAUCAAACCCUGGAAGAUUCCAGCUCUAAAAGAUCUUCAGUACAUCAUGAGAGAGAUCAACAUGUUCAUAGAGUCCACUGAAGCAGUGACAUCCAUUUGUACCCUCUAUGAGCUGGGCCAGUCGCUAGCUGGCCUGAAAGACAAGAAGCACUUUGAAGAGCUGAAGCUGGGGCCUCUCUGCAAACUCCCACUCAUCCACCGCAUGUUCAAGAUUGAUAGUAACACUAAGGAUGAUGAUAUUCACCAGAUUGAGACAACAGACAUCCUGAGGCAACUUCGUGUUUUUCGGAGGAAGCAGAGCAAGCCAAAAGUAGACCUGGCUGAGUUUAUGAAGUAUCUUGCUGACCACUACAACUGUGAUUCUCCCUAUGCGCUGGGUAUCAGGAUACACAGUGUUGGGUUGCCCAUAUCGACCUUGCAAAAGGUGAGUCGUUGUGAGCACAUCCUCAUGGAGCAAGCCAGGGAGGUCAUCCAGAGAGAGCUGGAGGAAGAGACCCAAGAGCAGCUGAGAAAGAUCAAGAGGAGUGUGUUGGAUCUGGUGCAAGGAGCAGGUUCCUUCUCCUCCACAGGCAGCUCGGAACUCAGGAAAAAGUAUGCGUCCAUGCCAGCAGCUGACGUAGUGCUGGCGGUAUUCACAAACGCAGAGGGGGUGUUCAGUCCCAAGAUGACCAAGCACGUCCAGAACUUUCUGCUGCAGGUGUCAGGUGACCGGCUGGCAAAGGCUCUGUUUCAGCUUGCCAUCUGUGGUGGCUCCCUGGCUGUCCCACACGACCUGGUGCCCAAAGACAAGGCACCCAAAACCACUGAACAAACUAAAAGAGAGGACAAACCCACCACAUCCCUCCCCAGUGAAGCCACAGUGAAGCAGUAUCUUAAAGACAGCCUGUCCUCUCAGAACUCAGCCAUCACUCUAGCCCACAUUGCCUCUCUGGAGAGGAAGUUGAGCAAACACUUCCAGAUCAAAGAUUUCCUCUCUUUAGAGCAAGGCAACUUCUUGGAGUUCCUGGUUAAACACAAUCAGCUGCUGCAGGACACACUGGGGUCUACUUUGAUUCUGGGCGGCGGCAGCGUGGAACUUGUGGGCAGUGGUUUCCGACCCACCAGACAAGAUGUGUUUGAGUUCAUCAAACAGUGUGGGGACAUUACCUCUACUGAUCCAGAUGAACUUUCGCACAUUGAGUCAGCACUGAGGUCCCACUACAGGGUCCGGGACAGUCGUGACCUCGGCUAUGGCGCUCUGCAAAUGCUGGCUGGUCUUGUCCAACGCCAGAGAGGGCUGGCUGGAGGAGGACUGAGCCAGGUCUACUAUGAGUCUGCCCUGUUUGCUAAACAUGGCAAAUCAAGUGCUGAAGGUGGGUGUGAGGCAGUGGGGCGCCUAGGGGACAUGUCCAAGGCCCAGGCCCUGGCCAGCUUGCUCUCCUGCCCUCUGCUGGAGGAUUUAAGUGAGUGGAGCCAAUGGGAGCUGAUCUUUAAACCCCUUCAUGGCUCCCUCAAAGAUUUCAUCGAAAUAAAUGCAGCCAAUACAGGCCUUGCAGCGUUGGAGGUUACACCAGGUUUGCUGCUCAGGAUCACCACAUACACAGGAGACAAGCAUUUUUCUAGUGCUGCCAUGAACCUUGACCCCAUCGGCACAGCUGGCCAUCUGGUGUCCAUGGUGGUGGCUGAUGGGAUCGUCAAUGCUCCCACUGCCCUCCUGGCCAAUCACAUGCAGAACUCCCUGGCAGCAGCUGUGGCUAAAGAAGAUUUGUCCCAAGCCGAAGAAGACGUGUCAUGUUACAGCAGAGUGGCAAACUUCCUCUUGGCUUGUUUGAUACGAAUCCCCACCAGAACCUGCGAGGCUCUUUUGCAGCAGGUGUUUUUGGAGCCUUUCUCCCGUGUCUUGGGCCAGGCCAAGUCUAAACAGGCCCUGAUCACUGUGGCUCAGUCUGACCCGAGGCACACGAACUGUCUGCAUCGGAUGGGCAUCCUCCUUGGCAUCACAGACUGGGUCAAAGACUACCAGAGAAAACUGGACCCACCACAGAGCCAAAACUACAACACACACACAGCACCUGUGGAACAGGCCAAGUCUAAUUUGAUAGAUUCUGAGAGCAGUAGUCUGUCAGCUCUGAAUAUGAGUGAAGAUGAGUAUCUUGAGGAUAACAUCAUGGACAACAGCGUUGCCUCCUCCCAGCUCAACCAUAGCCUACAACAAGUGAAUGGGGAGCAAGACAUAGAGGUUGAGGAGGAAGAGGAUGAAGAGGAGCUGUUUGAGUUGGCCUCACUGCCUAACGGGGAGACAUCAGAUGUCAGCAUUGAAGCUGAAGGAGGCCAGGAUGAGGAACAGUCAGAAAUGUCUGAUUCUAAUGAAAAGGAUGCUGCCAGCUGCCAAUCAGAGACCACACUAGCUCUCCAAAGAGUCAUAAUUGAGGACAUUAGGAAAAAUGAGUUUGGUAUUGGUGUGGAAUUGACCGCUGAAUGCCAGAACCUGAUGCAGGUUCACCAGGACAGGCUGGGACGCAGCUUGGAACGCCUCUCCACUGAACUCUACAGCAAAGACACACACUUUGUCCUGGAACUCAUUCAGAAUGCUGAUGACAACAGUUAUCCAUCAGAUGCUUGUGUUGUUCCAUCGCUGGCCUUUGUGGUGGAGAGAAAUUGCAUCACUGUUCUCAACAAUGAGAUUGGCUUCCAGGAGAGGAACAUCAGGGCCAUCUGUGAUGUGGGUCGCAGCACCAAGGGCAAACACAAAUAUGGAUACAUUGGCCAAAAGGGCAUUGGCUUCAAGUCAGUGUUUAAGGUCACUGACUGUCCUGAGAUUCACUCCAAUGGUUUCCACUUGCGCUUCGACAAGACUUGUGGUUCCAUGGGAUACAUCCUCCCCCACUGGACUGAAGAUGAGAGACCUCUGGACACACAGCAGAGGAUCAUAAAUCAGAUCAGGUGGACCACUAAGAUCUGCCUUCCAUUGCGUUCUGAGAGCCUUCAGACCAGGAACCUGUUUCAUGAUGUGCACCCCUCCCUGCUGCUCUUUCUACACCGCCUGCGCUCUGUUACCAUCUACAAUAGGAGUGAGAAGCGUCUUGUGACCAUGACUCGAAAAGAUCUGAGUCACGAUGUGUUAGAGGUGGAGCACACAGAUGGCAUAGAGCGCUGGCUGGUGGUCAAAACUACACUGCAGCCCAAGAAGAUCAAAGAAGAUGUUGAGUCGACUGAGCUUGCCCUGGCUUUCCAGCUUUGCAACGACAACGCAGGAAGGGACAUCAUAUGCCAGCCUCAGAAACAGCCUGUGUUCGCCUACCUGCCCCUUCGCAGUUUCGGCUUCCGUUUCAUUGUCCAAGGUGACUUUGACAUACCUUCCUCUCGUGAAGAUGUUGACAGAGACAGCUCCUGGAACCAGUGGCUUCGAUCUGAGAUACCUCAACUUUUCCUCCAGGCCAUGGACGUCUUCACUGAUCACCCAGAGUUCAGGGGGCUGAAGGGCCUCUGCCAAUUCCUUCAGUUUAUCCCCUUGCCUGACGAGGUGUUGGACUUCUUCAGGCCUGUUGCUGGGCAGAUUAUUCAACUGCUUAAGGGCAAGGCCUUCCUGCCUACACUCAGCUCAGAUGGCAAGGUUGUGUACAAGCUGCCGUCCCAGGUGGCCGUCUGUCAGGACGCGGUGAUCCGUGAGGUGAUUGGAGGAGAUGAGCUUGAAAGACAUCUGUCUCUGUCCUAUCUCCAUCCGGGUUUGAGCCCUGCCCCACCCACCUCCUUGCUCACUCACCUGGGAGUCAGAUACGUGCGGGGUUCAGAUGUUACCACGGUAACCACAGCCAUGGCCAAGGAGCUGAUGAGGGUGGAAGGCAUCCAUUCAGAUGGUAGUCUGCGACAGCUGGCCAGGCUGCUGGUUUGCAACUUUCGAGCUCUGGAGCAUGGCUACGGAGAGGCAGACUCCAUUUUGCAGACCCUCAAGGAUCUACCCAUAAUUCCCCUGGCUGAUGGACGUGUGGUGGCACUAAGUGGGGAGGGGGUGUUCUUUCCAAUGAAAGAAACCGAGACCAAGAAAAAGAAAGGUCAACCUCAGACAGGACCACUGUCUGCACUAUACAAGGAUGUAAACGUAGUUCAUCCCUCUCUGCUGAGCUGUGUGGAGCCCCUAGAAAGUCAGCAGGUUCAAGAGCUGCUUAAAAGACUCGGAGUUCAUGAACUGGAGCCUCAAGAGGUGUUGGAGCAGCACAUCUACCCAUCAAUACGGAACAACAAAUGGAAGUCGAAGCCCGAGGCAGUGGUGGUGAGCUACUUGGUUUUCAUCAAGCAGCAUUCCUUCUCAAACCAGGAGUACGCCGACAUUGCAGUACCCGUCCUUACCAGCAGGGGUCUGCUGUGCCCAGGACUGGACAGGGUGCACUUCUCUGAGGAGUACGACAACAUCAACCUGCCAAAGAAACUGCCUGGCUGUGAUUGGAUCUUGCUGAGUCCCUGCUAUGUGAAGACAGAUGGCGAUAUAGCAGGAUGGAGAGAGCUGUUCAGCAGAUUGGGAGUCAGAGACGGUCUCAUCAUCCGCAAAGAGAGACAAAUGCUUACUGCUAAAGAACUGGCCUCCAGCCCCUGGUCAGUUGAAAGUGCAAUGUGGCACCAAAAUCAUGGGGAGGGCUGUGUGAUCGAUGACUACACUUGCGAGGAGUUUCAUGCCCUGGCCACAGCCCAGCUGCCUGGCUCCCUCCUCCUGCAGCAGAGAGAGGCCUUGCUGGAGCUGCUGGCAACCAACUGGGACACUGGACACCACUACUCUCAGUACCUCACAGCCCAGGUGGUUGACAGUGACGGACGAACAAUCAAGGCAAAUCAAGGCGCCAGGUCUUCCUUCUAUCACUCCUUGUGUCAUCUUGAAUGGGUGCCAGCCUAUCGCCCGCGGGAAGGAGAACAGCGCGAGACAAAGUACCUUUGUCCCAACUCAGUCUACCUGACCUCACCUGAGGUCACCAGCCUGUUGGGGACUCAUGUCUAUUAUGUGGACAUAGACCCCAGCGAGUUCAGCAGAGCUCUAGGAAUGAGACAGAGUAUUUCAGUGGAAGCUCUGAUUAACUACCUGAAGGAGUGGUGUGUCAAACCAGAGGCAGAUAACAAGGAGCAGAGACUACCUGAGGUUGAGUCAGAGGGGGCCAAUUUCACCUCCACGGUUCAUCACAUUCACAAUGUCUACACCUAUCUUCAUACAAACUGUCCCCAGAGCAGCCUGAAGGAGCUGUUCCAGCAUACCCCUGCUGUAUUCAUAGAGUACAACAGGCGUACUGACGACUGGUGUUCAGGAUGCUUCUACCACCUGAAGGAGGUGUGCUGGAGUGACACAACAAUGAUGUUCCAGCGCUACAAACAGCUGACUCAUGGACCAGACAGCUCUGUUCAGGAGCCGAAAGUCCUGGCUCCCUUCUACAGCCCUCUUGAAGGCAUGAGAGACUUCUUCAUCAGACUGCUGAAUGUGGAUGCCAGCCCCAAUAUGAGGCAGUAUGUGGGUUUGUUGGAACUGAUCUGUUCCUCAUCUCCCAUACCAACUGCUGAAGUGCUACAGGAUGUGUCGGUGCUCUAUGCCAGACUUGCUCAAAAGUGUAAAACUCAAGUGUCUGGAGAACAGGAAAACACCCCUCAGUACAACCUUAAUACUGGUUACUGCUCCACUUUGAAAGGUAUGGUGUCUGAUAAGAGGGUCUUCCCCACCAAGGAUAACACCUGGGUUAGUUUGGCACGCAAACCCAUGAUUGCUGACAACAAAGAGCUGGAGAAGAUCGUUAAACCUCACAAACAGGUCUGCCUGCUCAACAUGCCACCAGCAGAGAAGAAGGCUGCUCCCAGGAGCAAGACUGGGAACUUUGGUCAUACAGUGCCAGGAGAACGAGCAAACACCGUACCUACCUUCAACGAGAGGGAUCGAGCAAUGUUUCUGAAGAUCUGCGGUAUCCGUCCACUGUCCGAGUGUGUCAAGACUGAGCCUCAGACUGAGAACCUGAGGCCCUGUCCGUCCAUGCAGGCCAUGGUGCGCUCUGUCAUCCCCUACAUCCAGAGGUUCCUCUACCAUCAUGACGAACUGGCUGACGUCUACUCAGACCUGAUUGAAAACAACAUAGGAGAGAAAAUCAAGCGCCUUUACUUUGCACAGGUGGGUAAGCUGUACAUUCGCUACCAGCUGGAUGUUGGUGACAUGGAUGAAGCUGUGGUGGAGGUGCAGGAUGUCAUCUGUCUGCUGAAGGAUGAGAAGGAGCUCUACAUCCAGAAAGAUCACCUCUCAGCCAAGCUGGAAAUCUGCAGGGAGCUGGUGAAACUGUUCUGCACAGAGAUCAGCCACAGGAAAGAUCUGAUGCAUUUCCUGACUGGCCUGAUAACCUCACUGGAUGACCCGGGGGCUCUGAGGAGAUGGUUGCAUAAAGAGGACAUCAGAGAGCUUCCCAGUAAAGAGGAGCAGUGGGAGGUCCCAGAGCCACCCAAACCAGACCUUUACCUGGAGAGAGUGCUAUCUAGGAGUUACUCCUCCAUCAGCUCCCCAGAGGAGCCAUCCCACCCUGCAAAAGAGGAUGGGGAACAGACGCUAGUUUGCUGGCCUCCUCGAGCAUCUAUACUGAAUACAGGAGGCAGUCGCGCGGGUCAGGCUGAUGGAGGUGUAGUAGAAGCCAUCAUGAAGAUGUGGCCGCCUCCUGCCGGGCCUAAAGACAGAGACCCAGAGAAAGAAGUCGCGCACAGAGAAGGCAGCCAUGUUGUCCCCCAGAGUCCCAGCAGCUAUGAGGGAAGCCAGCUGCACAGGAGCAGCAGCAGCAUACCUACAGACCAGCCCAUUCUUCAGAGAGUCCUCAGCCAUCCAGGCCAACCUAACCCUGCUGCUCUGUCCACCAACGUCAGCACCACACAACGACCUCCAGCAGAGUGCAGUCAACAGAGUGAGAUCACUGAGUCUGACAGAGCUGAGAAUGGAGAGGAGAACCUCACAACUCCCAGACCAGCACAGAAUCCUCCAUCUGCACAGCCUGCUGAGACAGUCAGCAAGCAGCCCACUCCAAACAGCCUCAUCGUCCCUGAAGCCGUGGUGCUUUCCAGCACGUUUCAGGGGGCUGCAGUCACUGUGGACACUCAGCGUCCUCCUCUGAACCUGGACUUCCCCCACUGGAACAAAGUCCAGCCUCCACAGGCCACUCUGGAGGACAUGGAGCUCACCUGCCAGAGACCCACCACUGUGGUGUUAUCCGACGACCCGAUGGACGUCGCAGCAAUCGGUGAGUGGGGAGAGCAGCUGGUCAACUCCUUCCUGUGCCACUGGAGGGACAGCAGUGACCCUGGACGCCCCGCACACGUCCUGUGGUGCAAUCAGGGCGGAGAGAGCGGCCAGCCCUACGACUUCAAACUUACUUUCGGACCUGCAGGAGGGCCGGGGGUGGUGUACGUGGAAGUGAAGUCGACUAUUAAGAAAGAGAAGUCAUUCAUCCAUCUGUCUGCCAAUGAGCUGGACAUGGCACUGAAAGAGAAAGAGAACUACCACAUAUUUAGGGUAUAUAGUGCAGGAGAUGCCCAAAAUGUUCGUCUGUGUCGCAUUCAGAACCUUGCGCAGCAUCUUCACACCAAAGACCUGGCACUUUAUCUGUUUGUAUAAGUUUAAGUUUGUGGAGGUAUUUGCACUGUUACACACACCAUAAUGACAGGCUCUAACUUGUAUUUUACGUGUUUCAUAUGCCUUUUUAAAGUUUAUCCUAACUGCACUGAUUUUAGUUCUUUUAAACAUACCCAUGAAGCUACCUACUGUAUGCUCCUUACUUUGCCUGCUUGUGAGCAAAAGACAAAUGUUGCACAUUCCUUUCUCAUUUGUCUGUAGAAAAUAUUAUUUUUAUUGCCAACAAACUACACACAGAUGUGCGUUUUCUAGUCUAUGUGCUAUUUUAAAGUGGUCAGUGGAACAACUGGAUGUUUUUAACCCUUUUUUAUUCCCCCUACCUCAACUUUACUCUAGCAU
Xiphias gladius (swordfish) is the source of this 10356-nucleotide messenger RNA. RefSeq names its product protein NO VEIN. The transcript is spliced from 47 exons. Lineage: Eukaryota; Metazoa; Chordata; Actinopteri; Istiophoriformes; Xiphiidae. Bases 991 to 9999 code for a protein of 3002 amino acids. The record is from RefSeq and is a predicted model, not a curated record.